Molecule: messenger RNA, 2351 nt
Organism: Mytilus trossulus (common blue mussel)
Lineage: Eukaryota; Metazoa; Mollusca; Bivalvia; Mytilida; Mytilidae
Product: toll-like receptor 6
Exons: 1
Coding region: 60-2210 (716 amino acids)
Biological process (GO): immune response; toll-like receptor signaling pathway; inflammatory response
Cellular component (GO): plasma membrane
Molecular function (GO): transmembrane signaling receptor activity; protein binding
Source: RefSeq, a predicted model, not a curated record
CAGUUGUGAUUCUAAUAUUUGUUAUAGAUCUAUUCCUUGAGAACGUUUAUGGGAGCAAAAUGGUAUAUAGUUGGACGGUACAUGUUUUUAUUCUUAUUUUGUUUUUAGUGUUUGCACAUGGAAAUCCUAGAAAUAACAGUUGCCUGAAACGGUAUUGUAGCUGUAGUCGCAGAAACUCAAAAACUAGAUGCUUUUCAUUAACAUAUAUUCCAAAUAUUCCAGAAUAUUCACAGACGUUAGAACUGACAAAUAACAAGUUUUCAAACAUAAAUGUGACUCUGUUUGGAAACGUGUCAGGUAAUCAUAUCAAAAUUCUUAUUUUUAGGAAUAAUUCGAUUAAAAAUAUCACUUCCGAUGCUUUUGUGACAUUAAAUCAUUUGGAAAGACUACAAAUAUCGAAUGAAAAGAAUUUGGACAUUUCUGGAAUAUCUAAGUCAUUUAACAGCUUAAACAAAUCCCUGAUCAAUGUUUUGCGAUUUGAAGGAAAUAAUUGGAAUAUGUUACCAACCAAUAUGUUUGAUCCUUUGACAGGGUCAAAUUUGUCCAGAAUAUCACUGAACGGUAACAAUUUGGCAAGUAUUGAUACCGCAGUUUUUCGACCAUUCUACAGAGUUCGAAAAGUAUAUUGUCGAAAAAGUAAAGUAGUUAAUAUAAUAAUUGAUGAAAUUGGAUUUCGGACUGUAGAGCAUCUAGACCUGACAUCUAACAACAUAAACAGUGUUCCGAAAUUUUGCAAUGGAGAAAAAAGUCUUGCACCUAGACUACGAGCUCUAACACUAAACGACAAUGCUCUCAGAUUUCUUGAACCCGUUUCGUUCAAAUGCUUAUACCGUUUAGAAGAACUGCUUUUAGAUAGUAAUCGAUUUACAUCAUUAGGGAAUAAUGUUUUCACUUAUUUAACAAAUUUAAAACGACUCACAAUCAAUACGGCUAAUAGGAUAACCCGUUUAAGUCCUUUGGUAUUCAACAGUAGUUCGCUACAGAAACUGCAGUUUGCUCAAAAUGGAUUCAUCUUUGAUAAAUGUAAGCAUGGUGUUGCAUGUGAACGUUAUGACGUGGACACAAUAUUUCGGUUUCUACCAAAGCUCGUUGAUCUUGACCUUACGAAAAACUUUUUACCCGAUGAUACGGAAUUUUUACUUCGAAUGUUUUCUCCUUUGGUCAAGUUACAAAAGCUUAAUUUACAUUCAGCAUCUUUAGAUAAAUUGCCCGACAAUCUUUUCCAGAAAAUGCCUUAUCUAGAAAUUUUAAUUUUAAGUGGAAAUAAAUUAGCAAAGUGGAAUCAAAAUACAUUUGCAAACGUUACAUCUUUGCGAGCUUUACAUAUACAGGGAAAUAACAUCAACCUAAUAAAUAAGACCACCUUCCCGCUUAAUUUGUUACUAUCCUUAGAAAAACUAGAUUUGACCAGCAAUCCAUUUUGGUGUACUUGUGAUCUGAUGUGGUUUUUGGAUACAAUUCGGAAAACUAACUUGUCAAAAACUCUUACUAAGUGGCCGUCACGUUACGCCUGUUCAUACCCGAAUGAGUUGAAAUAUAGAUGGUUAACAAAUUAUAGGCCAACUGUUGAAAGCUGUACUCUAUGGGAUCCGACCGACACAAUAAUUGCUUUUGUGUUUUUUGGUGUUCUUUUGGUGGUUAUUUUGGUUACCAUAAUAUUAAAAUGCCAAACUAAUAUCCGAAAUAUCUUAUAUCUGAUUCGUCUUCAUAGGCAUAAAAGACGAAACUGCUCGUCGGACUUACCAGCUGAAUACGAAUUUGAUGCUUUUAUAGUGUAUUGUGACUCUGAUCGGCAUUGGGUACAUGGAGAACUUUUAAAACGACUAGAAGAAGUUAAUUUGAGGAUUUGUGUGCAUUAUAGAGAUUUUGAACCUGGCCAGCCAAUAACUAGCAAUAUCGAAAAAUUUAUGGAUAAAAGUUGGAAAAUAAUAGUUGUCAUGUCAAAUAACUUUGCUAAGAGUGAAUGGUGUCAGUGGGAAGUAUGUUUAGUCCAGGAAAGGAGGCGUCGUAAGGGUAAAAAUGCAAUGGUUCUUAUAAUGCGUCAGCAAAUUGAUUCAAAACACAUGACAAGUCCUCUUCGAACACUUCUUUAUACAACACCUUAUCUCAAAUGCAAAAACGGAUUUGGACAAAAUAUAUUCUGGAAGGCUGUGAUUCAUGGUAUCAAGAAGACAUAUAGUGAUCCACCUAUGGCGAUAUCAUACAUUUGAUCUAAGCUUAUAACCGAAAGACAGAGAUGUUACUACAAGAAUGACUUAUACAUUCUAAAUGUACCUUAACAGAUUUUUCCUUCAUUUAUAUUAUAUACUGAUUGUUUUGUUUGUUUUAUAAAAGGAAAAGUUUCGCAACUU